Molecule: messenger RNA, 639 nt
Organism: Lactuca virosa
Lineage: Eukaryota; Viridiplantae; Streptophyta; Magnoliopsida; Asterales; Asteraceae
Source: the annotation of a GenBank genome assembly
AUGAAAGCACGCUUAGAGGAGCUUUCCCAACGCCAGGUUGUUUUCGAUGAAGCUUUGGAAGGGCUGAAACAGUUGCGGGUCCUUCACGAACAGACGGAGAAAGAAGCCAAAGAUUUAAAGGAAGAGGUUGUUGGUUUGUCGGAGAGGAACCGGAGUCUGGUAGCGGAUUUGAGUAAAUCUAUUGGCCAGCAAGAGGAGCUGAAAAAGUUGAACAAGGAUUUGCAAAUUAGAAUAGAUGAUGCUCUAAGCCAUCGUGCUUUAGCCGUGAAAGAGCUCGAAGGUGUUUCUCAGCAGUAUCAUUCAUUUAAGUCACAAAUACAUAGAGAAAGUUUCUCAAUUGGAGAUUGCCUGUUCGAAACAGAAAGUGGCCACUUGCCAGGCAAGAGUAGACAGGGGGCUGAGGAGCUGCGGUGGGUUGUGAAGGAAGGUAUUCCUCUUUUUUUUCGUGCUCUAUUAGAUUCAAGUGAUUUUGACGCGAUGAAUGCUACCUUGCAGAUGUCCUCCAUCCAACUUGGUCUUCAUCAAGAUUGUGUUGACAUGAAGGAAAAAUACCCUGAAGAAUUGAAGGAUAAGUGUGUCUUGUAUUUGUACCCAGAUGCACAACGUCAAAUUAUUGAUCGUUUUGCUGAGAUGAUGUAA